Molecule: messenger RNA, 936 nt
Organism: Colletotrichum phormii
Lineage: Eukaryota; Fungi; Ascomycota; Sordariomycetes; Glomerellales; Glomerellaceae
Exons: 2
Coding region: 1-936 (311 amino acids)
Source: RefSeq, a predicted model, not a curated record
AUGAAAGAGCAAUGUAGUCUCGCCAAUGAUCGUCCUGACUGGCCCGAUGCACCUUCUUCAGCUGAGAAGCCAACAGACGCCGAAGCUGCUCGUUUUCAGAGAGCCAUCUACCGGUUAGAGGUCUACUGCAAGCUCUUCAAGGACCCCGAAGUUGUACGGUUCAAUCUGGACGUUGUGAACUUCCAGAGAGCGCACUUCUUUGAUUACCUGUCACUUUGGGAGAUUGAACAACUGGUUGCGACACGGGACUUUCUUGUAGCGUUCGUCAUUGGUCCUCCAUUGCGUGCACUCGUGGAGCUUCGUAAGAUUGAGGCUCUGCGGACACAUCAUUGUGGCCCGAGGAACGGGGCCCAGGUUGUGUACUGGACCGCCCCAAUUCUACCUCCCAAUUUGGAGCGCGGCGAUUGCCACAUCAAUCAGAAUCAGGCUCGGCUACUAUGCUUUGGAGUCAAGUUUCUCUACAGGGUCGAUACCUCGCCGUCAACCCAGUUCUACCAAUUACUUCUUGAUCUCCCGCAACAGCCGCGCUACGCCAGUUACAACCGAGUUGGCGAGAUUUACUCAUGGCUCACCGAUGCCGUUGACAGAUGCGUCGAAAUGAGCAACUUGGAACUCCCGAUUAGGAAGGCUCUGUCGUCCUAUACUCCGGAUGAGUACAAGGAGUAUGUACGGCAGUCCCUGGUGAGCGAGGACGCCGAUAAAGGCCCCGAAGAAGCCUGGAAUUGGGCGUAUCAAUCUUUUCCGGGGUCAACCUGCAACGAUCCUCGGAUGACGAACUGUCGUCUCUUUGGCCUGUUCUUCUGGGACUCUGCUCGGCUCAACACCAUCAACUUCUUCACUCGUGUCGACGUUUGGUGGUGGAGAUGGGAAGGGGCCCGGCAGCCUGACGUCGACUGGGAAGUCGAAGCCACGGUACCCCCGGCGUCCUUUUGGUGA